GACUGAAAUCCAUACGGAAUCCGUGUGUCAGUCGUUAUCUGAACGUCGGGAACUGUGGAUUUGUCCGCCCCACCGUGGAGCCUCGCGAUCUGAAACUACCAUUUACCGGAGCCAAACGGAAGUGCCAUAUCUCCGUAUAUUCCUAUGGAACUCCGCCAUCUGGCACUGGAAAUCAAAACAAACAAAUCAUUGCACAAACAAGCGCUAAAGCAUCGCACAUACAGAUAUAUACUCCGGAGAUAUAUACUCGGAUGUGCGUGAGUGGAUUGGUGGGUGUGUUUUUCUUGCCUCCUGGCACCGCGUCAAAAGUCGCGCGCGGAUUCUGCGGCGGAUUAAUGGCCGCGGUAAUUGGUUAAAGCUAAGAAUUUAAUAACCAUUAAUCAUUGAGUGUGUGAACAAAUUGGCAAAAGAUCAAAGGAAAAAUAAUAAAGAAUAUUAUACAAAAAAAUGAAUGAUUUGUGCUGAUUAGUUAUGAAGUGCUAGUAUUUUGAAAUACAAUUGAAUACGACAAUAAAAAAAAGAUAAAUAAUAAAUAAAUUGACGUCGCGGUAUAUUGAAGCCCAAUAAAUUACAAUAAAAAAUAAACACAUUAAAAUAAAAAAAAUCUUAAUACUUGAAUAUAAGUAUUAUAUAUGUAUAAGUAAAGGAAUCUCACACAACGCAUAAAUAAAGCUAUAAAUGCAAUGGUAUAAUAAACAAAGACCCCGAGUAAUAUUUUAAUGACAUAUAAAAAUUAACAUCCAGUAAAACAUUUUUUACGAGAACAAUUAAAAUUCCAUUUACAAAAAUAAAAGACUUAAUUCCAACUCUGAACAAUUAAUAUUCCAUUUUAAGCCGGUAAUAACGAAUUAUUUUAACUUUCAACAAGUGUCAAAACAAAAAGUGGCAAUAUUAAUUGCGGAUUGUGGGACAAAGGGAAAUGAUUUAAACAAAACAAACGACAAAGGCAAGUGCCAACAAACGCGUGUGAAAAAUAUCGAUACAAAGAGCAGAGUAUUUCCAGCAAAAAGGCCAACAUAAAACAAUAAAAUCCCCGCGGCGAAACGCAACGAACUUCGAAAUGCAUUGGCUAGUUCUGAUCCUAGUGCCCCUCGUUUGGGCCAACAGCAGUGAUCUAAAGGGAGCACCUGUGAUGACCACAGUAGCACCCACUGGGGGUCAUCGAAGUCCCCAUCAACAGCAGAGAUUGCAGCAAUUGCAGGAGGCGCAGCAACUGGAGGCCCAUCAGCAGCACCAUCAUCAUUUGCGGCACGAACAGCAUCUGCGGGCCGAGCUGGAGGGGAACCAUCAGCCGCCGAUCGAGGAUCUCGAGAAGAAGGCCUUCCUCGAUCCCCAAUUGCCCAUGCAGCAGCACCACUUGCGUCAUCACAAUCGUCAUCAUGCGAGCUGGGAGCAGCGGGUGUUUCCCUCGCUGCGUCAUCAGCAGCACCGAUUGUCCAUUGGACCGAGCACGGCCAAGAACCUAAUGACCACCGAAGCACCCACAACCAUGCACCAUGGCCUGAUCUCCAAUCACAGUCGCUAUUUCGACAGGGACGGCAUCUUUCCAUCCUGGGCUGAGCCCCGAACCACCAGAGGACCCAACUGGCGACAGGAGGUGGACUCGAGUGAUUCCGACGAGGACAGCGAUGAGGACGACGAAGAUGACUACGAUGAGUAUGAUGAGGACUCCGAUAACUCGAAUGGCGUUGACGAGGAACUGGCCCGACAAAUGCCCAGAUACUCACUGUUCACCCAGAAGUUGCCACACAUCGAUUUGAAGGAACCCGAUUACAAUGCCUACGACCAGUCGGAUGAACUGGACAUAGUUUCGAGUAGUAAUCACAACAGCAACAAGUAUCCCAGCGUGGCCAAUCCGCACGACAAGUCCGCUGGCAAGCGCAAUAUAUUCGAUUGGCUGUUCAAACAUGAUAGGGAAAAAGAGGCUGUUAAGAAGCCACACAUCACAACUACUUCAACGACCACAACAACCUCAACAACCACCACAGUAAAGCCCACAAUAAUGCGCACCGAAAGGCCAAAACUGCAAUUGAUUGAUGCGAAUCUAAAGAAUGGCGGUGGCGAAGAGGACUACUCCAAUGAGGAUUCGGACUCCGAGUCGGAGGAGGGCUUUUCCAACGAACAGUGGAACAAAAUCGAGCACGAACACCAUCUCAGGCAGCAGAAACACCAGAAGGAACUGCUGGCGAUGCGCGAGAAGAGCCGGAAUACCCCUCUCAUAAGGAACAUUGAGAAUGAGGUAAGUGCUGCAAAGACAUUAGAAGACAACGAUGGCCAUGAUGUGGAGAACAUUUACGCACGCAAUUAUGUUGCGGGGAAAGUUGGCCAGAAGAAGGAGGACCAGUUGGGAACCCCCGAAGCGGUGAUCAAAGCGAGACGCCUCCAUGCUCAGAAGCAGAAGAGUGAGCGAGCUCUAGCCCACGCCCACAUGAACCAAGUGCUGAAGGAGGCCACUUGCCGCAUCCCCCAGAAACGCUGUCAGCUGGUCCAGCAGGAUCCUUCCAAGAUCUACACGCCACACUGCACCAUCCUGCACCGCUGCAGCGAGGACAGUGGUUGUUGCCCCAGCAGAAGCCAAAUUUGUGCCGCCAAGAGCACCCACAACGUUGAGCUGCACUUCUUCGUGAAGAGCAGCAAGCAUCGCAGCGUAAUCGAGAAGCGAACCUUUGUGAACCACACGGAGUGCCACUGCAUCGAGCGAUCGACCUACAACGAGGAGACGGCCAUGGCCCACUACGGGCAGUCGGUGGUGCGGGCCACCAUACUGAGUUGCACCUGUCCGAAGAGCUUCGAGAAGAUCCUGCAGGACGACGGGCAGUGCAGGUGCGACUGCAGCUCCGGCAACUACGACUGCGACUGGCUGAAGCGGGGCAACGAGCACUUUGCCAUGAACGAUCGCAAGUGCAUACAGCAAGGUCGCUGCAAGCCGCCCACGUGUGAGUUUGGACUCUACAUGGACAAACACGGUCGCUGUCCCAAACAACACGAACAACCAUCCUACAAUGCCAUGUCAUAAGCGGGAGGAUUCCCAACGAGAAGCCAGGAAAAGUAUUAUUCGGUCUGAGGAAAACUCAAAUCCAGACAAGGAGGAAAAUCCAUAGGGAUUAUUCCCCUCUGACAAGAGUAAAGGCGAAAUGAGAGACGUGAAUUUAGUUGCAUAUCCUAUACAAAACAAUACGAAAGUAAAACGAUGGGUCGAUUAGCAAGAAGCAAACGUACUAAAAUACGGAAAACACUUUAAAGCAUUUCUAGGAGUUUUCCCUCCUUCAAAUCUGUAAUGUCUAGAACAGAAUGGUUGGAACAAAUAAAUCUAUACAUGGGUUGGGUCGGAAAACAACCAAAAUGAACAUUCGACAGCAAGCAGAAAAAAGUAACGUUUUCUACACGUUUAAAUCAAAAUUAAAGUUGAAAAAACUUUUACUAAGGAAAGUAUAAAAAAGAUUAUGCAUUUUCUACUUCAAAAAUCGACCCAGCCCAAGCUAAAGAUACAAAUAAGUAUUUCAGCUGAUUGUGUAGUAGAUUUAUUAGGACUACAAUCCGAAGAGCCAUUAAUCUGUAUCUUAGCAAAUGGAAAUAAGACUUUUUUGCGCAUGUUUUAC
Drosophila simulans is the source of this 3599-nucleotide messenger RNA. RefSeq lists its product as uncharacterized. The record is from RefSeq and is a predicted model, not a curated record. The coding region runs from base 1061 to 3016 and encodes 651 amino acids. NCBI's taxonomy places the organism in Eukaryota, Metazoa, Arthropoda, Insecta, Diptera, Drosophilidae. Gene Ontology annotation, cellular component: membrane. Gene Ontology annotation, molecular function: growth factor activity. The transcript is spliced from 6 exons. Gene Ontology annotation, biological process: hemocyte migration.